CGCGCGGUCAGAAGGAUUUUAAAUACGGAUUGUGUUCGAGGCUUUUCACACUUCUUUUAUUUAGUGUUUAAAGUGAUGGCGGAGCGGGGAGCCCGGCUGCUCCUCUCUCUUUUCUGCCUCACGAUCACAGUUUCACAUGCUGAAAAAGGAUCAGCAGUGAGGAACUUCAGCCCAUUCCAGUUCUCCAUGGAGCCGUCAGAUACGCUGGCAGUGCGGGGAGCGCCGACGCUGCUCAACUGCUCAAUCCACAGUGAGUUUCCUGCCAAGAUCGAAUGGAAGAAAGAUGGCUCUUUCCUCAGCCUGGCCUCAGACGAUCGCAGGCAGGUCCUGGCCGACGGUUCUCUGCUCAUCAGCUCAGUGGUCCACUCUAAACACAAUAAACCCGAUGAGGGGGUUUACCAGUGCGUGGCCACUAUAGACAACCUGGGCACCAUCAUAAGCCGUACAGCUAGACUCUGA
Molecule: messenger RNA, 459 nt
Organism: Sinocyclocheilus rhinocerous
Lineage: Eukaryota; Metazoa; Chordata; Actinopteri; Cypriniformes; Cyprinidae
Product: neogenin-like
Exons: 2
Coding region: 76-459 (127 amino acids)
Biological process (GO): cell-cell adhesion
Source: RefSeq, a predicted model, not a curated record